Messenger RNA from Pogona vitticeps (central bearded dragon), 1349 nucleotides. It is a transcript of the gene DNAJC19, whose product is annotated as DnaJ heat shock protein family (Hsp40) member C19. Lineage: Eukaryota; Metazoa; Chordata; Lepidosauria; Squamata; Agamidae. Gene Ontology annotation, biological process: protein import into mitochondrial matrix. Gene Ontology annotation, cellular component: PAM complex, Tim23 associated import motor. Gene Ontology annotation, molecular function: ATPase activator activity. The record is from RefSeq and is a predicted model, not a curated record.
GACAGCCGCGCGGCCUAUCUCUGCUUUAUGGCAGGGUUCCUGAGGAGCGGGAAGGGCGAGUGGGGGAAACCGGGUGGGCGCCGAGGCGAGCCCCGGUCCGGAGCGCCUUGACCGUCCGCCAUCCCGCAAGCCCUCCGCCCUUCCCGCCUCGGCGGAGGCCCGCAGCAGCCAUGGCUAGUACUAUGAUAGCAGUUGGUUUGACAAUAGCUGCUGCGGGAUAUGCAGGUCGUUAUAUGCUGAAAGCAAUAAAGCAGAUGGAACCACAAGUAAAGCAGGCGUUGCAGUCUUUGCCAAAAACUACCUUUAGUGGCUAUUACAGAGGAGGAUUUGAAUCCAAAAUGACCAGGCGGGAAGCUGCUUUAAUAUUAGGAGUAAGUCCUACAGCUAAUAAAGGAAAAAUCAGAGAAGCUCAUAGAAGAAUCAUGCUUUUGAAUCACCCUGAUAAAGGUGGGUCACCCUACAUUGCAGCCAAAAUAAAUGAAGCGAAAGACUUGCUGGAAGGUCAAGCAAAAUGAAAACACAACCGCUGAUCAGUAAUCUCCUGGUGGUGGGGACCCAAAGACAUUGACAAAAGAUGAAGCUAUGAUAUGGGCCAUGGAGGAACUUCAUGUUCCACUGUAGGUCGUCUGUCUCCUUUGCUUAUCAUCAGGAAUGAUACAGUGGGGAAAAGAAUAAUGAUGGUGGGGCCUGGGCAUUUACAGACUUCCAAAAAUAUUGGGCCUGUUCAAUUAGUCAGAUGCUAGUGUCUGAAGCUCAUGCUGCUAUAAUUUAGGAUCUCAGAAGUGGCAAGUAAUGCCAAUAUCUAUGACUAGGUUUUAAAAAUCUGUUUGAUAUCACGUGGUGUGUUGAAUAUUUUUUACCAGGUAAAGAGGAAAAGGUUGCAUAACGUGUCUUAAUAUGGAACAUCGAUCUAAAGGUUGCAUAACGUGUCUUAAUAUGGAACAUCGAUCUAACGCACUGCAACACAAACGACACACAGCUUUUCUAAAAUGUUCAUUGUUUCUGAACAAUAAAAUUUUUAGUAUUUCACCUGAAUGAACUUUAGUUCAGUGUUACAAAAUAUCUGCUUUGGAUAAAGUAUUUACUUUCCCAUCAUCCCUUUAAACUAGCCUCAAGGUUGAAGAAUGAGUUGGCAAUCUCUAGCAUUCUCUUAUAGCAAUCAAGUGUGCUGGGUGUCAAGUGAGUGUGCAUUUUCUACAUCAACAAAAGCACUCCUUUACAACUGAAUACCUGGUGCUCUCAUGAGCUGAACUUUUAAACACCACUUUGACAAAUACCAAAGAGAAAGGAUCAGGAAUAAAGCAGCUGUAAUAAAAAAAUGUGAAAUAAUAAAUGUUACCUUUCAAGCA